AUGGCUUUUGUGUUCAGAAGAUGGAGGGUCCUGCUGGUGCUGAACGUGCUCGCGGUCGCGGGGUUCAUGACUUUUUGGGCCAAGUGCAACACGCGCAGCGUGAAAGCCGCGGGUGCGGAUCCGGCGGCCGACGGGAAGCGGCAGACGCAGAGCAGCAACGGCACGGCUCCGGACUCCGGCAUCAGCCAGGAGGUGCUGCUGAGGAGACUGGGCUCCCUGGAGGACGUGGUGUACAGGCAAUUAAACGGUCUGUCCAAGUCGCUGGGCCUGAUUGAGGGCUUCGGAGGUCGGGGCAAAGGCGGCCUACCUGCCUCGCUGUCCCCAGCCGAGGAGAGCGAUGCCAAAUACCUGCGGGAGAAGUACGGCUACAACGCCUAUCUCAGUGACAAGAUCUCCUUGGACAGGACCAUCCCAGACCACCGCCCCAGCAAAUGCAGGAAGGUCAGCCACCCGAGGGACCUUCCUCAGAUCUCCCUCAUCUUCAUCUUCGUCAACGAGGCGCUGUCCGUGAUCCUCCGCUCGGUGCACUCGGCUGUCAAUCACACACCGGCUCACCUGCUCAAAGAGAUCAUCCUGGUGGACGACAACAGCGAUGACGAGCAACUGAAGGGCCCGCUGGAGGAGUACGUGAACAAGCGCUACCCAGGCCUGGUGAAGAUCGUCCGCAACCAGAACCGGGAGGGGCUGAUCCGCGCCAGAAUCGAGGGCUGGAAGGUCGCCAGCGCCGAGGUCACGGGCUUCUUUGAUGCCCACGUGGAGUUCACACCGUCCUGGGCUGAGCCGGUUCUGACCAGAAUCAAAGAAGACCACAAGCGGGUCAUUCUGCCCUCCAUCGACAACAUCAAGCACGACACGUUCGAACUGGAGCGUUACGAGAACUCGGGCCACGGCUACAACUGGGAGCUCUGGUGCAUGUACAUCAACCCUCUCAAGCAGUGGUGGGAUGAGGGCGACACCUCUGCCCCCAUCAGGACUCCCGCCAUGAUUGGCUGCUCGUUCGUGGUCAACCGGGACUACUUUGGAGAACUGGGGCUCCUCGACUCCGGCAUGGAUGUCUACGGAGGGGAGAACAUCGAACUUGGGAUCAGGGUGUGGUUGUGUGGGGGCAGCAUGGAGGUUCUGCCUUGCUCCAGGGUGGCUCAUAUUGCACGCAUGAAGAAACCCUACCACAGCAACAUAGCGUUCCACACCCGCCGAAAUGCCCUGCGUGUGGCUGAGGUAUGGAUGGACGAGUACAAGUCCAACGUCUACCUGGCCUGGAACAUCCCAAUGGAGAACCAUGGUAUCGACUACGGGGAUAUCUCUCAGCGGGUGGCGCUGAGGAAGAGCCUGCAGUGUAAGAGCUUCGAGUGGUACCUGGAUAACGUCUAUCCAGAGAUGAGGAGGUACAACAACACACUCUUCUAUGGAGAGAUCCGGAACACUAAAGUGAGCCACCUCUGUAUGGAUCAGGGUAUGAAGGAGAAUCACACGGCCACGCUCCACCCCUGCCACGGCUGGGGUCCUCAGUUAGGGCGAUACACCAAAGAGGGCCAGUUGUUCCUGGGGCCUCUUGGCAGUACGGGCGAGGACACACGCUGUGUAGUGGACGACCAAGUCAGCAGCUUUCCUCAACUCCUCAACUGCGACAAAGUGCCCGUCAAGCAGAAGACGUGGCACUUCUCUCAGAACGAACCAAUUAUAAACCGAGCCACGGGGCGCUGUCUGGAGGUGGUGCCGGCCAACGUUUACUUCGGUCACCUGCUGGUCCUCCAGCCCUGCACCGGACAGAGAUGGACCAUCAAGAACACCAUGAAGCAAUAG
Messenger RNA from Lampris incognitus (smalleye Pacific opah), 1803 nucleotides. RefSeq names its product polypeptide N-acetylgalactosaminyltransferase 17 (gene galnt17). Lineage: Eukaryota; Metazoa; Chordata; Actinopteri; Lampriformes; Lampridae. The record is from RefSeq and is a predicted model, not a curated record. Gene Ontology annotation, cellular component: Golgi apparatus. The coding region runs from base 1 to 1803 and encodes 600 amino acids. The transcript is spliced from 11 exons.